Molecule: messenger RNA, 1574 nt
Organism: Colletotrichum phormii
Lineage: Eukaryota; Fungi; Ascomycota; Sordariomycetes; Glomerellales; Glomerellaceae
Product: aliphatic nitrilase
Exons: 3
Coding region: 330-1199 (289 amino acids)
Molecular function (GO): catalytic activity
Source: RefSeq, a predicted model, not a curated record
CUUGUAGGAGAUAGAAGGGGCCGGGUGAUCGUUGGUUUGUGAUGUUUUGUGCAACAAACAGUCGAUCUUCAAAUGUGUUGGAUAGGAUAGUGCUGAGCCGCUCGUGAUGCGGCACAGGAGAACCCCUCAUCUAGAUACGUUUGUUGGAGCAGACGGAAAAGAAUAGCCUCGCUUUCGUGCUACAAAAGAGAGAGAAUCUGCCCGUGAAUGAAGUCGAGUUCAGAUGAAAGCCACUCAGCAAUUCAACAGCCUCUCUCACUUCACAUCAUAAACCAUCAAUACCCAACCACUCUUACCUCAAAUCCACUCACGAUAUCCUCAUAACAGAAAUGGCUCCCAAGCUCAAGAUCGCGGCCAUCCAAGCCGAGCCCGCCUGGAACGACCUCGAGGGCGGUGUCACCAAGUCCAUCGCUCUCAUCGAGGAGGCUACCAGCAAGGGCGCCAACGUCGUCGGUUUCCCCGAGGUCUUCAUUCCCGGAUACCCAUGGAGCAUCUGGGCCAAGUCCCCCACCGACAAUGCCGGCUUCAUGGGCGAGUACUUUCGCAACUCGCUCGUCAAGGACUCUGACGAGAUGAAGCGCAUCUGCGCCGCCGUCAAGGAGGCCGGUGUGUUUGUCGUUCUUGGCUACAGCGAGCGUUUCAAGAACACCUUGUACAUUUCCCAGUCCUUCAUCGACGAGAACGGCGUCAUCGUUCACCACCGCCGCAAGAUCAAGCCUACUCACGUCGAGCGCGCCUACUGGGGCGACGGCCAGGGCGAGUCCCUCCAGACCGUCGCGCCGAGCACGCUCCACCCCGAGGUCAAGAUCGGCGGCCUCAACUGCUGGGAGCACACGCAGACGCUCCUCCGCUACUACGAGUACGAGCAGGACGUCGACCUGCACGUCUCCAGCUGGCCUGUCCUCUGGCCUCAUCCGACGGACAAGGACGGCGUCAGGCAGGCCGACUGGCCGCACCACAUCACGGACGAGAUGAGCGUGCGCUUCUCACAGGUGGUGGCGCUCGAGGGCGCGUGCUUCGUCAUGGUCUACACGCAGGUCGUCAGCGAGGAGUCCAAGAAGCGGUGCCGGAUCGACGAGUUUGGGUACGCGAACAACUCGGUCGGCGCGGGUGGCGGCUUCAGCAUGAUUUACUCGCCCUUUGGCGAGGAGCUCGUCCAAGCGCCCGCCGCCUGGGGAGGAGUGCAUCUUGUAUGCUGAUGUCGACCUCGCGGAGAAGGCCAAGGCGAAGCAGAACCUCGACAUUGUUGGACACUACUGCCGUCCUGACCAGCUGAGUCUGCAGGUGAACAAGUACCCUGCGCGUCCCGUUCACUACGCGGCCGACCCUUGAGAGGAAUGUUGCUGGGAGAAUGGAUGGAUCAAUGAUGAGAUCAGAGACUGUUUCUAGUUAGUAGUGAAAGGCUGUUGGGGAUUCCCAGGAAAGCGAGAUAUCAGUUGGACGAGUUUGAGGGAUGAGUGCGUCUUUUUGUCAAGCAGAGAGGAAGUUGAGCAGCAUAUAAUUAGUUGUGAUAUCGCCCAAGUACUUAGUAAUUAUCAUCAUCUCUCUGAAAAUAUUCAGCCCCUCUCUCAGCU